Messenger RNA from Diuraphis noxia (Russian wheat aphid), 681 nucleotides. RefSeq names its product leucine rich repeat containing protein 20 sclp. Gene Ontology annotation, molecular function: protein binding. NCBI's taxonomy places the organism in Eukaryota, Metazoa, Arthropoda, Insecta, Hemiptera, Aphididae. Gene Ontology annotation, cellular component: cytoplasm. The record is from RefSeq and is a predicted model, not a curated record.
AUAUAUCGUUAUAUAUACCAAACGGCUGCCGUACAGUCCGGUCGGUGCCGUCGACGCGGGCACAGUCUGCAUUUUGUUUUACACCAUUGCACUUUGCGAACAGAGCGCUUCCACCUUCGAGUUGGUCGUGUAUUUUGGAUUUUCGAAUUUCCCGACCACCGAUCGCCGCACGAAGCGAGUCUGCGACGAAUUUCAACCCCCCCAAAAAAAUAAUAGUUUGUUUUAUUUUCGCCCGUCGACCACCGAUCGUUAUAAUAUAAUAUUGCGGUAUAGUACCUACCCGUUUGAUAAAAUAUUAAACAUUAUAUAGUUUUAUUAUUGUUGACGUGAUCAGUAAACACACUCAUCGUCGACAUGAGGCCGCCGAUCGAAGAGGAAAUCGAAGCCGCCGAGGUGGAAGUGGACGACGGCCAGCAAACUGCCGUCAUGUUGGUGUCCACCAGGCUGGCCGGUAACGCGGUUAUCCGAGUAGUGAACCGGUGCAACGACGCGCAAGAGAGCCAAAAUUUGGAUUUGUCCGAAUGUCAGUUGAUGCAGAUCCCUGAUGCGAUUUACCUACUCAUGCAAAACACGCAAUUGGUCGCGUGCGAUUUGUCGAAUAACGUGAUUUCAAAACUACCAGUGAAAUUCGCUGAACGAUUUCCGACCAUCACAGUGGAACUUAUGAAGGGUGUUGGUUGA